This is a messenger RNA of Erigeron canadensis, 2805 nucleotides long. RefSeq names its product protein NLP6-like. The coding region runs from base 1621 to 2739 and encodes 372 amino acids. The record is from RefSeq and is a predicted model, not a curated record. The transcript has 4 exons. Gene Ontology annotation, molecular function: DNA-binding transcription factor activity. NCBI's taxonomy places the organism in Eukaryota, Viridiplantae, Streptophyta, Magnoliopsida, Asterales, Asteraceae.
GCUCUUUGUUUUUCUACGAGUAUAAAGGAUGCUUUCGUCUGGGUUUGUGACUCAAAUUCAACAGGGGCACCAAGUCGACAAUAAUGGGUGAAGAGGAUACGACUCGCCUGGAUAAUCAAAAUCCAUCAUCAGCUGCUUCUUUUUUCUGUGAGUACUCUUAAAAGUUAUAAGUUUCUUUCUUAUGUAUAUAUAGAUGCGAAACCUGUCAAGAUGAGAUAAUAUCCAUAUAUAAUAUGGGUAUAUAUCGGCGACUAUAAAUACUAAAGGAAUUAUUAUAUAUAGUGUAUAUGCCAAAACUGUGCAAAACCAAGCAAGCUAACAAGCUAUAUGCCAAACAACCAAGCAAUCUAGCUGUAAAAUAAUGCUAGCAAAAUGGCAAAAGUAUGCUAGCAAGACUGCACACUCUUUGAUAAAUUUUUAGACAUUCUUGUAGCACCCUUGCAAUAGAAUAGCUCUCUUAAUUUUGCCAAUGUAGGAGCCACACCAAAGUGGCCACCAACAGGAGAAGCAUGGCAAAAAAUAAUAAUGUCCCUCCUUAAUUGCAAAUCCUUAAUUUUCUGUUCUAAAAGGUACUUCAAACUUCUUUGAUCAAUUUUGUUUAUAGAGUGAGAAGUAGCGUGGUGCCAAUGUUUUACAGCCAAAAUUAUAGCCAAAAGUUCUUUUUCAUACACUGACUGUUGUUGAUUAGAUAAUAGCUUAUUGGUGAAGGCCCCAAAUAAUGACCUUCUUGCAUCAAAAGAACUCCAAUGCCCUUAGAAGAAGCAUCCAUCUCGGCAUUUCCACUACAAACAUUUCUCAAAAUCCAGUAAUUUCAAAACUGGAGGUGUGCUAAGAGCUUUGUUUAAGCUGCUCAAAGGCCGAUUAAGCAUCCCAACUCCAAUGGACUCCAAAAUUCUAAACAAACAAGAAACCUCUCAAUUGCUUAACAUUUAUGGGAGUUGGCCACUCUUGAAUAGCUGCUACUUAAGUAGGAUCAAUGGAUUCCCCAUCCUUACUAAUAAUGUGACUUAAGUACUCUACCCUUUCCCCUGCACAAGAGCACUUCGAUUGCUUUGCCUCGCCACCAUCACUGAAGUUCAUAAAUUUAUCUUUAAAUUUGAGUAACACCAAAUUUAAAUUUUCGAGAAAUAUCCAUAACUGUGCAUUGCGCCGGUAGUAUUCUAGUGUAAAAUUGUAAAAUGAUAUAUUUUUUUCUAACUUGAGAAUAUAAUUAAGUCAUUAAUGCUUUUCUUUCACUUUUCUUUUAACGCGAAAAUGCCUUUUAGGUAAAUAAUUUCUUUUCUUGUCUUGUCCUAUCUAUACCAUUCUUUUCAUUUCUUUUUAAUUUAAAUGCAGAUUAUUUACAAGAAAAUUAAUUAUGUAUUUGGUAAUGUAUGUGAUAAGUUAUAUGGUAAUGGUGGUGGUGGUGGGUUACUUCAAUUUUGGACACCUAAAACAAAUGAAGAUGAAGAAGUCGUCGACUAAGUUGGGAGAUGUCUCCUUUCAACUUUCAAUCAACCAUUUGUUCAACUUGGGGAAUCUAAUAAUAAUGAUAAUGUACUAGCAUAUAGGCAAUGCUCCAUAGGAUAUCACUAUACUAUUAUUCGUAGUUAUGAUGAUGAUGAUAAUGAUAAUGAUAUUAUGAAAAUGGAUUAUGCACCUGCCGUCACUGCAUUCCUGAACCAUUUCCCGGAGCUAGUUAUGGAUCUGAGGAGUGUGGUUGAUCACCAGGAAGAGGAGGAAGAUAUGUGUCCGUUGUUGGAUUUUGCUUUGAAAUCUGGAUUCACUUGCUGUUUAUGUAUGCCUAUUUUUAAUUCUCCUUCUUCUCUAAGCUCUUCUUGUUGUGUUGGUGUUGUUGAGUGUUGUAUGAAGCAGCAGUCAUCUAAAGGUCUUCUUCUUGUCUUCAAUUACUUGAAAUCUGUACUAGAGACAGUUGGCCUGUGUACAUUUGUGGUACAACACUUUCGUCCUUACAAGACUAUAUGCGGCCUUAAUCAUGCUACUAAUGAAAUUGAAGAUGCAUUAGAUAUUGUUUGUGAAUCGCACCACCUAACUUAUGCUCAAGUUUGGAUCUCUUAUGAGGACAAGAAUCAUGUGCUCUUUUCAUCGGACACUCCAAGGAAACAAAUGUUUGCACUUAAAUUGAGUGGUUAUUGUGUUGAUUUGGAUGAUGCUCAUCUUUUCUCUUCCCUUAUGGAUUAUCAUGAUACUUGCGACACGCUUCCUUUGAAAAUUGGACAGGGACUUUCCGGAAGAACGCUUCAAGUCCAUGAACCAGUCUUCUACCGAAAUAUUAGUGAACUGAGUGAUAGCGGGCCAUUGCUGUUACUCCCUGCCAAUAAUAAAUGUAGUUGCCUAACUAUAUGCUUGAGGAGCACCCACACUGGAGAUCUUGUUGAUUACGCAUUUGAAUUUUUAUGGCCCCAAAGACGUAACUAUCUUAUCUUGUUGGAAUCACUGCUACUAACACUGAAGCAGUGUUUGCCGAGUUUCAUGUUUUCCUUUGGUGCUAAACUUGGUGAUGAAGUACGUGUUGUUGAUGUUGAGAACUCUACUGUAAGCAUAAUUAAAUGUUUUCAGUUUUUCCAUGGAAUCAAGUUAUCUCGAUUAUCAAAAACAUUGGUAGGAAGAAAGGGACUGGUGGCCAAGGAAUGCACUUCGUCUUCAGAGUUAAAUUGCAAGACAACCUCAAUAACCGGUGUCAAACGAAAAUUUGGAAGCACACUGGAAGACAAGUGCAUGGACAAAACCGGCUUUUGAAGAGAAAGUCAAGGUACUUGUGCACGAGUCAAACGGAGUUGAGUGAAAAAUGCGCCAGUAGCAUUA